GCCGGGAGUCCAGACCCUCUAGGCCUUUAAGGUAGUUUAGAACUCAGAGGCUUUCAUUUAAGCCGCUGGGUCCUGAAAGUUAUAAACUAUUACACGCCCCUGUGGUGCCCUAGAUAAAUGUUUACAAACCGCAGGUUAGUCUGUGGCUACUAUAAUAUUAAUCAGCUUAUUACUUCAAAGUGUUAAAAAUGAUGUCUCCGCACAGAAGGUAAAGAACGGUCGCGGAGCCCCCUGCCAGGACCUGGGAGCCGCAGCUUCUUCCGCCCGGGCCUGGUUUCUUCCGCGGAUCCUCUGCCGUCAUGUCGGCUGCUAUUGCAGCCCUGGCCGCUUCCUAUGGCUCAGGUUCAGGGUCCGAGUCGGACUCCGACAGUGAGGGCAGCCGAUGCCCGCUGCCCGCCGCCGACUCCCUCAUGCACCUGACGAAGUCGCCGUCGGCCCCUCCGUCUCUGGCCGUGGCGGUGGACUCGGCCCCGGAGGUGGCGGUUAAGGAAGACCUGGAGACUGGCGUUCACCUUGACCCUGCUGUCAAGGAGGUUCAGUAUAAUCCUACCUAUGAGACCAUGUUUGCUCCUGAGUUUGGACCAGAAAAUCCCUUUAGAACACAGCAAAUGGCUGCUCCUAGAAAUAUGCUUUCUGGAUAUGCUGAACCAGCUCAUAUCAAUGAUUUCAUGUUUGAACAGCAAAGGAGAACUUUUGUCACAUAUGGUUAUGCAUUGGAUCCUUCAUUAGAUAAUCAUCAAGUGUCUGCUAAAUACAUUGGUUCUGUAGAAGAAGCUGAAAAAAAUCAAGGUUUAACUGUAUUUGAAACUGGCCAGAAGAAAACAGAAAAGAGGAAAAAGUUCAAAGAAAAUGAUGCAUCUAAUAUUGAUGGUUUCUUGGGACCAUGGGCAAAAUAUGUGGAUGAAAAAGAUGUAGCCAAACCUUCGGAGGAAGAACAAAAAGAAUUGGAUGAAAUCACAGCAAAGAGGCAGAAAAAAGGCAAACAGGAAGAUGAGAAACCUGGGGAGGAGAAGACAAUCUUACAUGUUAAAGAAAUGUAUGACUAUCAAGGCAGGUCCUAUCUUCACAUUCCUCAGGACGUUGGUGUUAAUCUGCGGUCCACUAUACCACCUGAAAAAUGUUAUCUUCCCAAAAAACAAAUUCAUGUGUGGUCUGGACACACGAAGGGUGUCAGUGCAGUAAGAUUGUUUCCUCUUUCUGGCCAUUUAUUGCUGUCUUGUUCCAUGGACUGUAAAAUCAAGCUAUGGGAGGUUUAUGGAGACCGGCGCUGUCUACGAACGUUUAUUGGUCACAGUAAAGCUGUUAGGGACAUCUGUUUUAACACUGCAGGAACCCAGUUUCUCAGCGCAGCCUAUGAUAGAUAUCUUAAACUCUGGGACACUGAGACAGGACAGUGUAUAUCAAGAUUCACAAACCGAAAAGUACCCUAUUGUGUCAAAUUCAAUCCUGAUGAAGAUAAACAGAAUCUCUUUGUGGCUGGGAUGUCUGAUAAAAAGAUUGUGCAAUGGGACAUUCGAAGUGGAGAAAUUGUUCAGGAAUAUGAUCGACAUUUGGGAGCUGUCAACACCAUUGUUUUUGUUGAUGAGAACAGGAGAUUUGUGAGUACAUCUGAUGAUAAAAGCCUAAGAGUUUGGGAAUGGGAUAUCCCUGUGGAUUUCAAGUAUAUAGCCGAACCUAGUAUGCACUCAAUGCCUGCAGUGACUUUGUCUCCAAAUGGUAAAUGGCUAGCAUGCCAAUCAAUGGAUAACCAAAUCUUAAUUUUUGGAGCACAGAACAGAUUCAGACUGAAUAAGAAAAAAAUUUUUAAGGGCCAUAUGGUAGCCGGCUAUGCUUGUCAAGUGGACUUUUCACCAGACAUGAGCUAUGUGAUUUCAGGAGAUGGAAAUGGAAAAUUAAACAUUUGGGACUGGAAGACCACAAAACUCUAUAGUCGAUUUAAAGCUCAUGACAAAGUGUGUAUAGGUGCAGUGUGGCACCCUCAUGAAACAUCUAAGGUCAUCACAUGUGGCUGGGAUGGUCUCAUUAAAUUGUGGGAUUAAUGAGUUUAGUCCUUAAACUUUCUAGGAUCAUUUUUGAUCCAAUGUCAUAUUUAACUAUAUUUAAUUAUUAAAUGUGUUGAAUGACAAUUUGAUUUAUAGAUAAUGUUUUCCUUAUAUGGCCUUAUGAAGUUGGCUGAUUGUUUGAAAAAAAGCUUUGUAAAUUUGCCUCCUAUAAUGUCACUGGCAAUUUCAUUUUGCUCUUUCUGGAUGUUAUUUAUACAAUGAAUAACCAUUGACUUUCUAUUUGAUAAGUAGUUAUUGUUGGCAGGCAGUUUAGACUUAAUCCCUAUGCAUUACCAAAAGAUUCUUUUUUUGGUUUCAAGAAAGAAUCACUACUAGAUUCAGGAUCCUCUAGGAAAUAAUGUAAUUAAUGACGCAGGAAGGUACGCUGUACUUACCUACCUGUUCAGUCGGGAGGGCAAUAAAGAACAAAGAUGAUGUAAUCUAAUGCAUAUUUGAAAGCAUAGAACCACCUACAGUUCCUGUUCCCAUUACAUUCAGUGGGUCGAGAUCUAAAUCUUUGGCUUUCAUGAGUUCCACUCUUUUUUAUGACAUGUGUUGUAUAUUUUUAUUUGCAAAUCAGUAACCUUUACUACACCAUUCCUCUAAUCAUUAAACAACAUAAAAUAAAAA
Molecule: messenger RNA, 2672 nt
Organism: Chinchilla lanigera (long-tailed chinchilla)
Lineage: Eukaryota; Metazoa; Chordata; Mammalia; Rodentia; Chinchillidae
Gene: Cdc40
Product: cell division cycle 40
Exons: 15
Coding region: 300-2039 (579 amino acids)
Biological process (GO): mRNA splicing, via spliceosome
Cellular component (GO): catalytic step 2 spliceosome
Molecular function (GO): mRNA binding; protein binding
Source: RefSeq, a predicted model, not a curated record